Molecule: messenger RNA, 2541 nt
Organism: Ectocarpus sp. CCAP 1310/34
Lineage: Eukaryota; Phaeophyceae; Ectocarpales; Ectocarpaceae
Source: the annotation of a GenBank genome assembly
AUGGCAGCUGUACAGGGGAAUGCCGGUGGUACUAGCAGCAGCAGUGUCGAGGCUGCUGGUGCUGCUGCUGGCGAUUCGGUGGAUGGGGAUGGAAGUGAAUCGGUGGUUCCGAGCGUGCCAGUGUUGCAAGUCCCACCCGAGAGUGAAGCCUCGAUCGACGUUGGGAAAGGCAAAACCGUGAAAGUCACACUCGAAGAGCCUAUGGAGGGCAAAAGGAGGUUGACAUCUUGGACGUGGAACUUUGCGAGUAGAUUCAGCCCGUCCAUCAACGGGAAGAACGUGGUGUGUUUGGUGAAGAAGGCUGAUGGGACGCCCUGUGGCCGCCUGAUGAAGUGGGAAGGAGCAGCACUCGGCAAGAAAGGGACGGGAACUUCUGGGAUUUCCAAGCACCUCGAGAUAUGUCACAAGAGCGAGGUGGACAAACACAAGGCCAAAGUAGGCGCAUCGGAGGACAACACAGCACCCAUUGUGGCAGCACUCGGUGAGUUUUUUUUUUUUUGCCCAAGACUAAAGAAUAAAGAAUCACGAGAUGGCCGUGUGUAUAGAUUAUACAGCGCACCGAGCUCAUCGUCGCUCAUGAACUACAUGGUGCCGACGAUGACCAAGGCACGGAAGGAUGCUGCCGACCGCCGUUUCGUCCUCUGGUGCUGCAUCGACCUGAGGCCGGAGCAACUGCGGUUCGACCAAGGCUUCAAGCUCUUCUUGGGGUCUCUGUCCCCGGAGUACGUGACAACCACAAUGGCGAAGAGCACGUUUAACCAGACCUUGGACGAGCUUUACGGCACGGUGCUCUCAUCCGUCGUGGGCGAGUUGCGGACGCUACGAGAGGAGAACCUCGGCAUGGGGUAUUCGGGACCCUUCCUUGGUGCCCAGCUGGAUCUUACAACAGCGGCCGGCGAGGAAUACAUCACCUUCACCGUAACGUUCGUGAAGAAGGGCGAUACGGACAUGACCCGCAUCGCGCUUGCGGCACGAGCGUUUCCCGGGAGCCACACUGCCGAGGAUAUCCAACCCUGGAUUGAGAAGCUCACGCUAGAGUACUUUUCGGGAUUCAUGGGCGAGUCUGUACAGCCCUCGGACGUCUUCCUCGCGUUUACGGUGGAUCAAGGAAAGAACAUCAUCAACGCGUGUACGGCGUUGGGUGUUACGGUGGUCGAGUGCAACUGCCACCGCCUCAACACCGCAGUCGUGUGGGCGUUGGGCAUUGCCGGGAAAGGGAGGUUGAACCCAGCGAUGGGCACACUCAUGAAGAAGCUGGCAGCGAUGGUUGGUGUCUUCAGCCACUCCGCCGUCAACAACGACGAGCUGAAGGAACUCCAGAGGCUAGAAGAGGGCUUUUCGCGCAUCUACGAGCUUCUCAGGCGGAACGACACGAGGUGGACCAGCCAGUUCAAGAUGAUGGACCGUGUCCUAGCCUUGAAGAAGCCCAUCUCCGAGUAUUUCAAGAAAUACCCCCAGAACGAGCGCAAGCUGACACCGAACGAGUGGACCAUCACCAACGAGGUGUGCAGCCUCCUGAGCGACGUUUCCGAGGUCACCAUACGGAUGCAAGGGUCCGUCGAUACGCAUGUCGGCCAGGCGAUGUUCAUCCUACACGAGCUGAUCGAGAUGCUGGGGGAGGACACCCACCCAAUCCGACAGCCGAACGCCACUGUCAUGCCGCUCCCACCGGAAGGCAUCCCCACGGACGACACUCAGGUAAUGGACCUGACCGCGGAGGCGCAGUGCGUGCUUGAGGUGCUGCAGGAAAAGAUGAGAGAAAAGGGGAUGGGGAGCGCUCAGGUUGCUGUGGAGCGUCUGUCCGCGUUGAUGGACCCGAGGCGAAAGUCGCUUGACAGCGACCAACUCGAGAACGGUUCUGCAGAUCUCAGGAAGAAGGCCGAAGACGACUUGAAAGCGGUCAUCGCCAAGUUUGACGUCGGGCCGGCUACGGCGGCGCCAGCGCCAGCACCAGUAAUGAACCUCGACCCGGUGGAACCCGCACCCAAGAAGAAGAAGCUCUCGAGAUUGGAGGAACGGCGCGCGGCACGUGUGGCGGCAGCUACCACCGGCGGCGAUGAGACCGGUUCUCUCGAGGACCAGUCUCCCUCCACGACCCGGCGCGUGCUGAUCGAACGGGAGGUUUUGGUGUACCUGGCCGAAAAUCCACAGCUCGAUGUCGAUGGUUUCAACGUUCUGGGGUAUUGGAAUAGGCGGGGCACUGACAGCGUGUCCGCGACGACUGGCAAGGUCACAUCUCCGGCAGAAAUGCCCUACCUAGCGUUCAUCGCUCGGUUGUACCUCGGGAUCGAGGCCACCAGCUGUCAGGCCGAACGCAAUUUCUCAGCGCUUGCUCACCUGAUCGGCCAACUACGCUGCAACAUGCUUCCAAGCAAGGUUGAGCGCAUGAUGUUCAUCAGGCUGAACAGGCACUUGGUUGCCGAAGUCCGCGAGCUGGACGCUGCAGUCGUGAAGGCGAAAGCUGCGAAAACUAAGGUCGCACAGAGCUCGAUGGCUGCUCAGGAGGAGAGGGCGAACCAAACAGUUGACCUUUGCUUGUAG